GUGUUUGUGGAAACUCUGGACAAAUGCUUUGAGAACGUCUGUGAACUGGACCUCAUUUUCCACAUGGAUAAGGUCCACUUCAUCCUUCAGGAGGUGGUGAUGGGAGGGAUGGUGCUGGAGACCAACAUGAAUGAGAUCGUGGGCCAGGUAGAGCUGCAGAACCGCAUGGAGAAAUCAGAGGGGGGCUUCUCUGCAGCGCCGGCGCGGGCUGUCUCCGCCGUCAAGAACAUCAACCUCCCAGAAAUGCCUCGCAACAUCAACAUCGGAGACAUCAAUAUCAAAGUGCCCAGCCUCUCUCCCUUCUGACCAGGGAGCGGAGCAGGGGCUAGGCCCAAACGGCACACUAUUCCCCAUAUAGUGCACUACUUUAGACCAGAGCCCUAUGGCACCCUAUUCCCUAUAUAGUGCACUACUUUAGACCAGAGCCAUAUGGCACCCUAUUCCCUAUAUAGUGCACUACUUUAGA
This is a messenger RNA of Oncorhynchus tshawytscha (Chinook salmon), 466 nucleotides long. RefSeq names its product AP-3 complex subunit sigma-2. Lineage: Eukaryota; Metazoa; Chordata; Actinopteri; Salmoniformes; Salmonidae. The record is from RefSeq and is a predicted model, not a curated record. Gene Ontology annotation, cellular component: membrane coat; intracellular membrane-bounded organelle; AP-3 adaptor complex. Gene Ontology annotation, biological process: Golgi to vacuole transport; intracellular protein transport.